CUCAGGCAGGCUGGCGUGGGUGGGGGCUGAGCAGGAAGGCCACUGAGAGGGACCAAACAGGGGGACAGGAUGCUACUCAGCCAGCAGCCAUGGGAACCCAGGCUGUGCCCAGAGCCUGGCGUCUGCUGGCCCCACUGGCCACCACUCACCCUCCCGGGUCUGCAGAGACCUGGACUCUUGUCCUCUGGAGUGGGCUCCCGGUGCCGGGCCUGCCCAUGAGGGGCUGUCACAGAGGCAGCGGGGUGGCUGCAGCUCCCCUGCUCACCUCCCCCAGGAUGCUGCAGCCAGAAGGUCCCCAGGCCUCCGAGGAGGGGACAGCUGCUGGGACCCGGCGGGGCGACUGCAUCAUCUGCUACUCGGCCUACGACCUCACCGGGCACCUGCCACGCCGCCUCUACUGUGGCCACACGUUUUGCCAGGCGUGCGUGCGGCGUCUGGACACACGGACCAAUGAGCAGCGCUGGAUCCCCUGCCCGCAGUGCCGCCAGAGCACGCCCACGCCCCGUGGAGGGGUGGCCAUGCUGGACCUCGACCUGGCCACCUUCUUGGCAGUCAAGGCCGAGCGGGAGCCAUCUCACAUGGAGCCCCAGCCCCCUGCGCCCCUCAAAGGCAGCACUGCCAUCACUCAGCAGCCGGCCAGGCUCUGCCCCACCUUGGGCCCCCAGCCCGACUUCCCACAACCCAGAUGCUGCUGCUGGGGCUGCAGCAACCUCUGCUGGGAGCCUCCAGGCAGCCCUGAGGUCUGA
Equus quagga is the source of this 746-nucleotide messenger RNA. RefSeq names its product ring finger protein 224 (gene RNF224). The transcript has a single exon. The record is from RefSeq and is a predicted model, not a curated record. NCBI's taxonomy places the organism in Eukaryota, Metazoa, Chordata, Mammalia, Perissodactyla, Equidae. The coding region runs from base 90 to 746 and encodes 218 amino acids.